AUGUGCUCAGUAACAACGAGCUUGGCCGUCGCCUCGAGUGGCGCCGUGGACUACGGCAGCGUCCAGGCCGAAGGGAAGGAUAAUGACUGCGUCGUCAUGGCAUCAGCGGGCGAUGGAGAAGACGACGAAGACCCGGCCGACUACCAGGACAUGAACAUGGUCGAUCUUAUCUUCGACGGCAAGACCGCCGUCGCCAAGCACCGGCUCGAGAACGGUCUGUACACCAAGGAGGACCUCGUCGCGACACGGGUAUACACUGGCAUGGAAUUUACCGUAGCUCAUGGCUCUCGAUACUAG
This is a messenger RNA of Saprolegnia parasitica CBS 223.65, 297 nucleotides long. RefSeq lists its product as hypothetical. The transcript has 2 exons. The record is from RefSeq and is a predicted model, not a curated record. The coding region runs from base 1 to 297 and encodes 98 amino acids. NCBI's taxonomy places the organism in Eukaryota, Oomycota, Saprolegniomycetes, Saprolegniales, Saprolegniaceae.